AAUGCUGAGUCCUGCAUUCGCCGUGUUGUGUCACACGCGAUCAGUACUUUGCGGGUUGUCGAGUGCGUGUUGCUUUGUGUACCAAAGAGUCUCUGGAGGAUGCCGUCCCGCUGGCCUCCGCUGGGCCUCCAGCUGCUGGUGUUGGCGUCGCUGUCCUCUGCGGGCGCCGCCAUCAGGUGUCCGGAGGCUUGCCGCUGCGGUCAGUCUCGCACGCGCACCGCCGCCGACUGCUCCAGCUCGUCGCUCAGCAGCGCCCCGGCCGGCCUGGACGCCGCCACCACCAUCCUGGACCUGUCCUACAACCGACUGGCGGCGCUGCGCAACGGCUCCCUCAGUCGGGUGUCCUCCAGCCUCCAGAAGCUGGUGCUCCUGGAGAACGUUAUAGCCGAGGUGGAGUCGGGCGCCUUCCAGGGUUUCUCUCAGCUUUGGUGGCUCAGCCUGGAGAACAAUGCCCUGCACAACCUUCACCCGUACACGUUUUCGGGCGCACCAAAGCUGUGGAAGCUGAUCCUCAGUGGGAACCCUCUGCACCUCCCACUGGAUGGGGGGCCAUUUCUGGUGGCCCCGCACCUGAGGAUUCUGGAACUCAGCCGAUGUGGCAUCUCUACUGUGCCGCCUGCUACCUUCCGGAACCUCACCGGCCUCUGGACUCUGCGUCUCAAGGAGAACCGCCUGCGUGCUGUCGACGGCCUGACGGACCUCCCGGAGCUGGAAGUUCUCGAUCUCCACGGGAAUGAGAUCGUCUCCAUCCGACCGGACGCGUUCAUCGCUGUGCCCAAGCUGAAGCAGCUGAAUGUGAGCAGCAACCCACUGUUGGUGCCGUCCAGCGGAACAUUUCUGAACGCGGCCCACCUGUCCUUUCUGGAUCUGAGUCGCACUAACGUGACACGUCUGGGCCCCGAUGUUUUCAGCGGAACGCCAGCACUCACUGUCCUCAGGAUAAGCAAGACGCCGCUGAGCUGGAUCGACUCCCGAGCGUUCUCCAACCUGUCCCAGUUGGAGAGGGCCGCUCUCGACAACAACGCCAUCUCGACGCUGGACGCGAGUACGUUCUCGAGCAACGGCCAGCUGCUCGAGCUGGACCUGAGCGGCAACGGGCUGGAGGUGGGGGCGCAGAGGGUGCUGCUGCGGGCGGCGGCGCUGACGCGGCUGGAGGUGGGCGGCGCGCGCAUGCCCGCGCUGGGGGCCGACACCUUCCGGGGACUCCCCGCGCUCAGCGUGCUGGGCGCGCCCGCCUGCGGGCUGGCCAGCCUCGCCGACGACGCCUUCGCCGCCCUGCCCGACCUGUACGAGCUGCACCUGCAGGACAACCUGCUCACCGCGCUGCCGCACGCCGCCUUCAGCCGCUGCCACCGGCUCGCCGAGGUGAACCUACGCGGCAACAGGCUGCUACAGCUGUCGUCGUUCCCAGCGGCUCCGGCACUGGAGCGCCUGGACUUGGGACACUGCGGCCUGGAGGGUGAGCUGCCUUCGUUUGGGGCCGCGCCCAGGCUGCGCCGCCUGCUGAUCGACGGCAACCGGCUGACCAGCCUGGACGCUGAAGGCCUGACGGCUACACUGCCCCAUCUGCGGCGGCUGGGCGUGCAGAACAACCCUUGGAGCUGCGACUGCAGGCUCAGGCCGCUGUGGCGCUGGUGCCACGCUGCGGCUGCAGUCAGGAGCCCUGCUGUCCAGGUCUUGGGGAGGCCCAUCGACAUUGGAGAAGACGCAACUCGCUGUCCAGAGGACGUGAUGUGCGGACAAGCACAGCACGAGCACUGGGACCUGCUGGAGACGCUGCACUGCCCAGGAGACCCAGAGUCUGGAGAGGCCGUCGCCGAACACGACCCUAACCUAGACGUGGAGAUGAUCAGCAUGUCAGGGCGACAGCGUUCUGCACGGCGCGCCUGAGCUCCCACAGGAUGCUGUCUUGGUUUCUGUAAAUGCCAUUUGUGGGAAUCACAAGUUACACUGUGCUGCUACACCUAUGUUCCACCUGGCUGUACUGAAAUUGAUGUCAUGCUUAAUGUACCAAGCGACUGCUUACAGGUUAAUGGACAGGGAUAUUAAUCUGUACUCUACAGUUCAGUUCACUGAAGACCUAAAGGCCAAGAUGAGAGACAGACCAGGUGGUAGUUUUAAGGAUGAUGGAAAUAAAUCACGAUAUUCCUGCUGGCUGUGUAUUGAGGGAAGCCCUGUCUGCUCUAAGAAGUGAUUAGUCUGAGGUCGACGGGCAUGAUGCGAUGUGGUGGGUACAUAAAUCUCCACUCUCUUCGAAGAUCCAAGGGCUGUGAUAAUCAUAUAACAAAUUUUCUCUCUAGUUAUGUUGGACUUGCUAUGCAGAAACAGGUAUCUAUACCCAUUCGAUGUAUGAUUUCCUGAGGGAAAUGAUGCUUUACAUUCCAAGAAGUGUAUGUGGGUGCGAUGGAAAAACUAUGCUGUAUCAGAGUUUCUCCUUCUUUCGGAACAGUGAAACACAUUGAAAGAAAAUCUUCUUACAGUCGGUCACUUCAGUAACAGAAAACAGUACCAUUUUUGACACGCUGAUGCACUGUUGGCACGAUCGCUCACGGUAAAUGCUUUCUGACACCUCAAAGAGCGUUGUAAGUACCAAUCCGUAAGAAGACCACUUUCAUCUAUGGUAGGAAGCCAAGAUGGAAACUUCUCGACUUAGCAAAGCAAGAUUUUCUUUAUUAUAAACAAACUGCUCUUUUCUAUUUAAAUUUAGACUUUUCAAUCAACGCACGUUAUGCAUAAUUUUUCCAGUCAAUAGAUUCCAUUUCUGAAGCGCAAUUUCGGAAGAGAUUGCAAAAAAUCGCUCUAUAUCUGCCCUAAUCUCUUCGUUAUAAAAAUAAAGACAAACGUUUUUCUUUUUAUAGAUUUGAUAAUAGGUGUAAAUCAGAGGAUGUCAGACCUGAUAGAGUGAAUGUUUCGAAGUUUCGUACUACAGGCCACUCAGUUUUCAAGUUGUCAAAGAAUCUUGGGAGGAAGAGAAUCUGUCGUGGUGGAAGAUGACUUUUUCUUUUGCAGUCCAGGUCUCCUGUUAUUUUUUCUGACAUUUAAUCUCGGAAACUUAGUUGGUAUACUCAAACUUGAAAGUAGUCAUUUUAUCCUCUCCACGGUAACCGAUAAGGAGGCUCCCUUUUGAAUUCUAAACCAUAACCUUCCUGUCAUCUUAAAUCGACUUUGACACCGGAAUCCAUUCACUACUUUGACUCGUGUUACGUUUCUUGCGUAACCUAUCUCUCUACCACAGUAGCAAAUUUGUGUACGAUAUCAGGUGAAAUAUUGUUAACACUGCUGAGAUAUUCGUUCUUACUUUUGCUUUUGGAUAGCGUUCUGUUGCAUAAUCCAAUAUGCAUAAAUCUUUCUCAUAGUUAAUUAUUCAAUUAAAAUAGACUGUACAGUUUUUUCGGAUAUUACUUUGUUUAAAGUUGUAACUACAGCCAGCCUCAACACACACACACACACACACACACACACACACACACACACACACACACACACACACACACAAUAGCUACAUGGUACAAACGUUUACUGAGUAUCGUACCACAUCAUAAUACAAAAAACUAUACUGGAGAAAGCAACGUUUCGGCUACGGUUACAGUAACCUAUACAAUUAUAAAUAGAUACAUAUUCAGCACAACAAAAGACGACAGAGUUAACCUGGAGCGGAAUAAUGGUGUCAUCUGUUUCACAUACGUCUUAUCAACAGUUGUGCAGUACCAUGUUAUGCACAGUCUCUGUUUUCAUUCGCGACUGCAGUCUUAGGAUAUCCUUCGUGUAUCGUCUCCAAGUGGACAGCCACAUUGAAAUCAACAGCCCUUCGCUUGACUGUAGAAAAUAAAUACGUUGACUCGUCACAGACCUUCAACAAGUUCGGAUGAAUUUACUAGAGUGGUGGGCAGUCGAGAACUAAGGUUUUUACGUUAGCAUAGCGGUCCAGUACAUCCAUCUGAACGAAAUGCACGCAACACAGCUAUUUUAAAAACUUUUAUAAACCAAGCCUUUCUCGCAGACUAGGUAGGUACCUUGGUUGAAGUCAGCACCAUAUUUAUGUUAGACUGUCAACUUUUCACAUUGUUUUCGUAGACAGUGCUUUGAUAUUUAGGCUUCAUACAAAGCAAAGUAGUAUUUGGAUACGGGUCUCACCUGAGGUCGACAUGCUGAGGCCUUUGGAUGUAAGCCACAAGGAAUGUCAUAUGAUAACAUGACAUAGGGCUGUAGAAAACUGUCGUUGAUGAAGUACGCCGAUAGAGAUUCGUUUCUGUCUGACGGGGUUUGCAAGUAUGGUCACGAUUUGAGUGUCUAGUUGAUGUGUCUGAAUGAAGCAAAGAGAGCUUAAAGUACUACAAUGCUGCUGUAUUCAUAUCGAUACUUUUGUAGACGGAACUUGCUAUUUUUUAGCCGCUAUAUCUCUGACAUUGCCUUGGUUGUAAACGAUUUUUACGCAUAUACUAGUUCAUUAAACUCAAAAAAAGCUUUUUAUAUAAGAGGACUUUGUAUGGACUGAUGUACUUUUGAAAGAAAAGAUUGUGACAAUGGCUGAAUGUUUGCAAUUUCUUUGUAAAUUAAUUUAUUAUGCUUCAAAUUAGUCAUUGUAAAUGAAUUGUUUAUUAAUAUGAAAUAAAAACUGUCCACCCAUCUUUUCGUUCAUUCAUGCUCUACACAUUUGAUCAUGAAAGAAAGCCGUCAAAGAUGUGGAAUUUCGUAUUCAUUUAUCAAAUUCUGUAGAUUACUUCAAGAAGAGAACCUUAAGCAGAAUUAGUUAAUCAUACAUUAACAAAAAGUGUCUGUAUUAGCAAUAAACUAUUACUGUACUGGUUAA
Schistocerca gregaria is the source of this 4810-nucleotide messenger RNA. RefSeq names its product insulin-like growth factor-binding protein complex acid labile subunit. The record is from RefSeq and is a predicted model, not a curated record. The transcript has 6 exons. NCBI's taxonomy places the organism in Eukaryota, Metazoa, Arthropoda, Insecta, Orthoptera, Acrididae. Gene Ontology annotation, molecular function: protein binding. Bases 100 to 1890 code for a protein of 596 amino acids.